AUGCCUACUACAUAUGCUGCUCUGGAGAUACUGGCCGAAUCUUCUAUACUUGCUACCUCGCUUCGUGGCUCCUCUGGCGGCCCCCUGGAGAACAAUGUCACUGGCCUUCUCGUGCGCUCGACAAAUUCUGGAUGGGGUCGAAGUUCCAUGGUAGCCGUCGAUGCCGGCACCCACUUGUCUGGCAUCGCUGAGGUCCUCGAGAAAACGCAACCACAAGGCUUGGGCGUGGAUGUGCCACUCCCGCAUAAACUCGACUCUGGCCCUUUCGCUGGCCUGGAAAUCACAUCAAAGUGUGCGAAAACUAACGCGGCUGAAAUCACAAAGCAGCUCGUUGAUACUUAUUUGAUUACGCACCCACACAUUGAUCAUACGUGCGGCUUCAUCAUCAAUACUGCUGGUCUGCAGGGGAACCGGCCGAAACGGCUGGCAGGCCUUCCUUCGACCAUCUCAGCAUUCAAGACGCACAUCUUCAACAAUAUUAUCUGGCCGAACCUGUCCGAUGAAAAUAACGGCGCAGGCCUUGUCACCUAUAUGCGUCUUGUUGAAGGUGGCAGCCCGGCUCUAGGAGAAGGCGCAGGCAAGGGCUACAUAGAGAUCUCAGAAGGGCUCUCGGUGAAGGCUUUUGGCGUCAGCCAUGGCCACUGUAUGGAAAGACACCAACAUCGAGGCUCGGCUUCGUCUUCCCGAAUCGGUAGUGCAGACCUCUCGACCAUGUUGCCAAGGGGCGCUCCCGGGAGUGGCGCUGCCUCGGGUCCAAGCAGCUUAUUUAGGCACGCGAGCAUAGCCCGGUCAUCCGGCGGAGUCAGCCAGGAACAAGAAUCGAUAUGUGUCUACGACUCAACCGCCUUUUUCAUCAGACACGGUACCAGCGGAAAAGAGGUACUCAUAUUUGGUGAUGUCGAACCCGACAGUAUCUCGUUGUCACCGCGCAACUUGGCCGUCUGGCGGGAAGCGGCACCGCGAAUAGCCAGUGGUCAUCUCACUGCCAUCUUUAUUGAGUGCAGCUAUACUGAUAGCCAAACCAACGAUCGUCUAUUUGGCCACCAAGCUCCGCGAUUCAUCAUUGAAGAACUGGAGACCUUGGCAAGCGAAGUCGAGGCUGCCCGCCGGAUGCCGAUUAAACUCGAGACGACUAAGAAACGAAAACGAGAGCAGGGGGACGCUGCGCGCCGCGCGCAUCCAACAGCUAGAUCCAUUCCAGACGAACAGCCCGUGUCGCCCAAAUCUACAAAGGUCAAACCCUUAAUGCCAGACUCGGAUACUGACUCCCCGCCAAUGACGCCACAUCUUGCAACCCCCACUGCCGAAUUAACACUCAAAGACCUAGAUCCAACAGCGUCUAUUACUUUACCUCAAAAGCCACAAUCGUCUCAACCUCUGGCUGGUCUCACGGUGGUGAUAAUUCAUGUCAAGGAAAACUUUCAACCCGACUCACCAGCGGGGGAAACCAUUGAGAACCAGCUAAAUGACCAUGAGGAGGAUGCCCAGUUGGGAUGCAAAUUCGUGAUUUCGAGCAGAGGCGCUAGCUUUUCGUUUUAG
Messenger RNA from Pestalotiopsis fici W106-1, 1539 nucleotides. RefSeq lists its product as uncharacterized. Gene Ontology annotation, biological process: cGMP catabolic process; negative regulation of glucose mediated signaling pathway; cAMP catabolic process. Gene Ontology annotation, molecular function: 3',5'-cyclic-GMP phosphodiesterase activity; 3',5'-cyclic-AMP phosphodiesterase activity. The record is from RefSeq and is a predicted model, not a curated record. NCBI's taxonomy places the organism in Eukaryota, Fungi, Ascomycota, Sordariomycetes, Amphisphaeriales, Sporocadaceae. The transcript has 2 exons. Bases 1 to 1539 code for a protein of 512 amino acids.